This is a messenger RNA of Capsaspora owczarzaki ATCC 30864, 2831 nucleotides long. RefSeq lists its product as hypothetical. The record is from RefSeq and is a predicted model, not a curated record. The transcript is spliced from 7 exons. Gene Ontology annotation, molecular function: metal ion binding. Lineage: Eukaryota; Filasterea; Ministeriida; Capsasporidae. Bases 70 to 2739 code for a protein of 889 amino acids.
GUUCAAUUGUGUUUGAAAAAGUCUCAGUCUUUUUUUUUUUUUUUUUUUUUUGUGUCAUUUUGGGGGGAAAUGAGCGGCGUUGGAGGACUGCCAGCCAGCUCCACGACCUCGUUCAAGCCGAGUAGCACUUCUCCCAUCAUUGGGAGUGCUGUGCCGAGUAGCAGCAGCAGCAGCAGCAGCAGCAGCACUGGGGCACAGAGCUCGACGCUGCCGUCCCAGCCACCAUCGCAGCCGCUGUCCGCGGACGACGCCGAUCCCCGGAGCCGCGAGCGCCGGCAGCUGCUUCAGCGCACCUCGGAUGCAUUGAAGCAGGUGCAGGUGCGGUUUGCAGGCAAGACGGAGAUCUCGACUGGCCAAGAGUCCCAAGUCUCGCUGCUCUGUGCCGCUCUCGAGGCCAUCUUUGCUCACGGACUGCGGCGAUCGUCCAACAAGAAGCUCGUUGAAUCCACGCUCAGACUGCUGCCACUUGCCAUCGUCAAGCCCGAGGCGAACGAGGGUGGAUGGUGGCUGUACCUUCGAGCUUGCCUCGAUCCGCGCGAACUCGAGCGAUGCUCAAAGUUGCCAAACAUCACGACAGACAUUGGUCGUGCACGCGCGUGGUUGCGCAUCGCUCUCAACGAGCACAUGCUGGACAAGUACUUUGGCAUCUUUGCCCGAAACCAGCGUCUGACCAUACAACACUAUGAAGACUAUGCCUUCCUCGCGGACGAAGAGCGCGUUGGGAUUGUCAAGAAUCUGCUCGUCGGGUUGAACUCGGUUGUGUUUGCGCUGCAAGCAGACGACCUGCAGCUCAACAAUGACACGACGACUGUUGUUGAGCAAUCAAGGACAAAUGCGAUUGCGGUCUCGAAUGCAUCGUCGACUGCAUCCGGUCCGGAUGUCCCUGCUGUCGUGCCCGCGGCUGUCUACAUGGUUGACGCGAACGCAGCGGCCAAGCCAAAAAAGAAGGCGAAAAAGAAGCGUGUCAUUGAUACUGUGGAAAGCGCCGCGCCGCCAGAAACGACACUGGCAGCACAUCCAGGAAUGACUGCUCUCAAGGUGGACGUAUCUGGAGCGGCGGUCUUGACCGACACUGACUCGGACGGAGAGUUGACAGAACUUCCAGCCACCACACUACGACCAACCAAACCGAGGCAAGAUAGCGUAACGGAGGCGGACACUCUCGAAAGGGCGUUUGCACACCUCGCUCCAAAAGCGCCUCCUGCUGAUCAACACGCAGGAUUUCAAAAGGGGCAUUCGCGCGCAGCGUCUGCUACCGUGCCUUCUUUGGUGUCGUCUGAACAUCCAGUCGCGACUCCUGCCACCAGCGAGGCCAAGCCCACCCCUGUAGCAGCGCCAGUUUCGUUGGAGGACGACUAUCAUGCCAGGCUGCUUGCUUCCUCUGCGAAGUGGGUUGGAGGCCAGUCCCAGCCGGCAGGAUCUGGAUCCGCUGCAACGAAAGCCUCCUCCCCUACACCUGCACCUGCACCUGCGCCCCCAAGCUCGGCACCUACUUUUUCUUCUGUGAACUUUCCUACAUCCACCUCUGGAGCUUCUCGUGCUACGACAUCCCCUUCGCCCUCCCCUGGACAGCCGCUUGCCGCUUCGUUGGAAGCGACUGCCCGUCCGCCGAAUGCUGCAGCGCCAACACCGGCAGCCUUUUCGGCUUCCGUGCUCACGACUGUUGCCUCGUCGCCAACCAUUCUCUCACCGACUACGUUCCCGACCGCGCGCACAAUGCCCAUGACCAUGUCCUCCAUUCCCUCAGCACCACCAGCCACUGCCUCAACCGGCACCGGGAUGAGCGCGUCAGAGUUGAAACUGGCCGUCCUUGCAAUGACCAGACGGAAGGACGAGCUUCAGGGUGAAAAUACUGCGCUGCACGCAAAAGUCGACGAACAGCAGGUGGAGAUUCGCGCGCUGGCGGAUGAGAAUGCAAAUCUCCGCCAGCAACUCUCCCACUAUCGAGAAUCAGUGCUGUCGCUGCAACAAGAGUGUGACGCCCUCAAAGGUUCCAUUGCCCAAGCAGCCAUUGAGCGUGAAAAUGCGGAAGCAGCACUCCUGCAUCCUGGGAAGGGAAUGAGCCAGUCGAGCUCCUCGUCGAGCCUGUCCAGCAUUCUGUCGGGCCGAACAGACAACGAUUCGUCAAUCUCGUCGUCAAACAAUUCCUCCAUCAUAGUGACUGGACCCAGGCCAGGAAGCACGACCUCCCACCGACGACAAGCAUCGGCACAGGACGGAACUGGAGACGCAGCCGUGAUUGCUCAGCAGGAACGCAAGUUGAUUCAACUCGCUCAAAUGAACCAAGAUCUGCUCGAGUUGAAUCAACGGCUCUACCAGCAAGCAAGCCGGACUCGAGAAUCCGACGGCGACGAUGCCUCCAUCUACUCGCGGCAGGUGGGAGGGCCGUACUCGCAAAAGCGUUCGGAAUCCAUUCUGUCCACCACGUCAACCCUCACCACGACCCCACAACUUGUGGCUGCGCGCUCAGCAAAUGCGUAUGCUGGUCAAGAGUCCUAUCGUCCAAGCGUAUCAACGGUUUCGAAGACCGAUUGGGUGUCUGACAGCGACGCGAAAGAGUGCGCCCUGUGUGAUCGAGGAUUUUCCUUCCAGCGGCGCAAGCAUCAUUGUCGCAGCUGCGGUGGCGUGUUUUGCGCACGUUGUGCCGACAAUUAUUUACCAAUGAGUCGACCAGGCUCAACCACCAAGACCGUGCGCGUGUGCGACACGUGUGCGCAGUCCAUCCUUGCCAAGCCGUGAUUUGUUUUGUUGUUCUUUUUUUUUUUUUUUCAACCUGGACGCAAAGACGCGAGAAUUGCCUCAACAGGUUUUGUGUACACUUCCAAUGUCAA